This is a messenger RNA of Phymastichus coffea, 1548 nucleotides long. RefSeq lists its product as uncharacterized. The coding region runs from base 1 to 1548 and encodes 515 amino acids. Gene Ontology annotation, molecular function: ubiquitin protein ligase activity; ubiquitin conjugating enzyme binding. Gene Ontology annotation, biological process: proteasome-mediated ubiquitin-dependent protein catabolic process; multicellular organism development. Lineage: Eukaryota; Metazoa; Arthropoda; Insecta; Hymenoptera; Eulophidae. The transcript is spliced from 6 exons. The record is from RefSeq and is a predicted model, not a curated record. Gene Ontology annotation, cellular component: cytoplasm.
AUGAGCGACGAGUGCUGGAGCUGCCACGCGCCGAUGAUCUCGAUCGGCCGCGAGGAGGUCGUGUUGGACAGCGGGAACUGGCGCUCGUCCACCGGCAGCAAGUCUCACGGCUUCCAUCUGGUGCGCUCCAAGUGGGACCCGUACCCUUGGAUCAGCUCGGUGGAGAGUGCGAGCAGCGCCCACGCCUCGGGGCUCAGGCCGGGCGAUUGUUUGCUGGAGGUCGACGGUCGCGACGUGUUGGGCCUGGAGAUGAAAGACAUCGCCUACCUGAUCGGCAAGGCCGACCGCGUGAGCCUGAGCGUCUGGAGACGACCGUCGAGAGGUCCGCGCAGAGGCGCCGAGGACGACAUCGAGGCCAACGACUUGCGCGACGAUCGCGACGGAACGCUCCUCGAAGGUCCGCUGCCGGAAGUAGCUCGCAAGCUCGUCAAGGCCGUCUCGGGAGUGGUGAAAGCGCUCGAGUGCCCGGUUUGCCUCGAGAGCGCAGCACCGCCUGUCUCCCAGUGCGUGCACGGGCACCUGUUGUGCUUCGGCUGUCGUUUGAAGACCGAACGCUGUCCCGUAUGUCGCGUGCGUCUCGGUCAAGGCCGCUGUCUUCUCGCUGACAAAUCCCAUCGCGCGCUCACCGAAGCGUUGCUCGACCCGCCGCCGCCAAGCGUUAUUGCCAGGAGCUGCGAGGACAACGGCGACGAAACGGCUGGAGCGUCUCGCUCCCUACACGACAGCAUCUUCGGCCCGUCGCCGCAGCCUAAGAAGCACAAGAGCCCGAUCUCGCCGUCGAAAGCCAAGCACCUGUUCUCCAAAAUUCUGUCGUCGAGCGCCGGCGGUGCCUGCAGCAGCAGACUGGACGAUCGAAACGUGUCCACGGAGAGUUUGCCGACGGCCGCAAUCACGAGUAUGGACGGUAAUUUGCUUUACGGUCGUAGAUGGCUGCUUCGACUUUACGACCGUCGAAAGUCGGCUAGUACCGGUGAGCUGCACAAAGGUAACGAAACGCCCGACACGGGUUCGUACACCGAAUUGAGAGAACAAGGGGCCGCCGAUUCGGGCUCGCUGCUCAGCGUACCGCAGACACCAGUUUGGGGAGGAUCCACCGAAUCAAUGACCAACUCACGGGUCUACUGUCCUCUGAGAAGCUGCAGGGAGUUGCUCAACUGUAACACCCUCAUGGCACACCUGUCCCAGCAGCACAAUGGUCCAUUGAUACACUUUUACCGGAAAAAGAUUGUCCUGCCAUUUCCUCUUCCAUUUGGCGUGGAGGCUACCUACGUCUUGCACGAGAAAGACGAAAUUUUUUUGCUUCAGAAUGAAGACGACAAAGUUUGGAUGUCGAACGCACAUGCUAACUGUGGUACAAGUUGGGAAUGGCUAUUGCAAGCUACGUCCGACGAUGGCGUGGAAUUACAUUUAAGGAAAGAAGUUGCGAGUUUGAGAGAAACUUGCGAGUUGGAACAGCAUAACGUCGCGACGAUACCGCCGAACUUUACUGGGAAACAUGUGACAAUAUCGUUGAUCGAGUUAGUUGCCGAGGGUUGCGUAAAAAUAUAA